UGCUUCAAGUUUCAAUAUUGACGUACUCUAUUCUCCAUACGCAAUAAUGGUGUUAACUGGGUAUUAAUUAGUCAAAAUAAAAAUUUGUGUUUAGCAGUUAAUUCUUAAUAAAAUGAAAUUUCAGAACCGAAAGAAAACCAUCGAAAAAUUAUGAAUUCGGCUGAAUUUCGCUCGCUAUUCUUGAUAGUCAUAAACUGUGUGCAGAUCAUUAUUUCAUCGAAUGACAUUUUUCAAUGCCCAACAUGUGGUUUAAUUUGUGAUGACAAUAUAGAAAAUACUUUGAGCCACUUCAAUAUUGUUCACACAUGCCAAGGGACAAUGGGGGAAGUAGGCCCGGUUGGCCUGAAAGGCGAGCAGGGUAACCCAGGACCACGUGGUGUAUCAUGCGAUUGUGAUGAUUUCAAUGAGUUACAAUCUCAGCUUGAACAUUUGCAUGAAGACCUAUUGGAAUACAAAAAAUAUUCUAAAACGGAGUUCUUCGAAUGGAAAGAGGCUCAAAACGGACUUUGGUAUCGAUUAUCGCAGGACCAGCUCCCCUUCGAGAGAGCAAGAUCAACAUGUCUAGCGGAAAACGCAAGACUGGCAUCAACGGGGAUUCGAAAUCACACUAUUAGAAAGGAGAUUCUUGUAGGAAUACCCCCACUUGCCUUAUAUGUGGGUUUUGAUGACAUCAAAGAAGAGGGGGAAUGGGUUUGGUCAGAUGGAGUGCAUGAAGCCAAAAGACGAAAAGAUACCUUGUGGCGUUACAAUGAACCUAACAAUAUAGGAGGAAAUGAGGAUUGUGCACAGAUGUAUAUUGUUCGACAGUCUACCGGAGAUGUCGUAUUGAACGACGUACCGUGUUGGGUUCCAACUCGCUAUGUUUGUGAAUAUGAGCCGUAGCCGAUUUUUGGUAAAAUGAGAUAAGACUCCGUUUUUCAGGAAAUUACUCCUUUAUGGCAUAAAAAUUGUUCAAUUUACAAUCGACAUAUUCAUUGAUUGGAAAUAAACAUAGAAUAUUUCUUUUAGAGAACUUUUCAACUAGAACUUCUUUUAGGGUAAUAACAAUUAUUUCAACAAUAAAUACAUAAUAAAAAUUGAUUACACUGAACAGCGAACAACUUUAAAGCGGAUUGCUUUUCGCCUGAUUUGAAGUAAUAAUUGAAGUUAAAAUUUAAGAAAAAGAAAAAUUUAAUUAAAAAUUAAUUUGUGAGACAUUGCACGAGUUCAUAUUUUUAAACGUAUUAUAUAACCUCUCGAAGUUAGGACGUUAUCAAUAUAACUUCAAGCUUGCUUGGCGCUGCUCUUUUGAGUCCAACGAUCGUUAUGAACGUUAAAAUUCUUAAACAGACAGAGAUUCAUACCGUUUCAAAGUUGCAAAAUGUAAUUAAGAUUGAAAUUCGAAAAAUUCGAUGUGUUUGAAUAUACUUAAAUCUGCAAGCUAAUUUGUGACGAAUUUUUGUGCCCUUUUAUCUUUGUUGAAAUAGGAUGUUACUUAACAAUCCUUCAAUUCGGAAUCACUGACAUUUUGCUCUGUACGUUUUCAAAUGAAUAUAACAUUUGUAAAUUCUAUGCUCGUUGUUAUGUGAUUUUUUGAAUGUUCCACAAUUUUUACUGAGGGUUUUAUUUUUUCUCAUCUUUUAAAAGUCUUCAGGCUCUCAUUCGGAUACUAUACUUUUGCAUUGAAGCCGCGAUCUGAUAGACAAUUUCCUUGCUCUACUUUUAAUCUGUGUCAUAUUAUUACCAGGCGUUUGAGACAACAUUCAAACAUUUAUUUCAAAUUGAGAAAAAGAAAUAAUAAUCACGUGUAUGUAUUGUUGAUAAUUGUGACCAAACAAUGCAAGUCACAUGAUGUCAUGAACACAUACAAUUGCGAAAAGUUUAUCUGAAACAGAGACCAAUCCAAUUACCCAAUAUGAAUGAAAAAAAAAA
Styela clava is the source of this 1911-nucleotide messenger RNA. Its product is annotated as collectin-11-like. NCBI's taxonomy places the organism in Eukaryota, Metazoa, Chordata, Ascidiacea, Stolidobranchia, Styelidae. The record is from RefSeq and is a predicted model, not a curated record.